Messenger RNA from Hyphopichia burtonii NRRL Y-1933, 300 nucleotides. RefSeq lists its product as uncharacterized. The record is from RefSeq and is a predicted model, not a curated record. The coding region runs from base 138 to 293 and encodes 51 amino acids. NCBI's taxonomy places the organism in Eukaryota, Fungi, Ascomycota, Pichiomycetes, Serinales, Debaryomycetaceae. The transcript has a single exon.
UCCAUAUGCAGCACACCCAACUUUUUCCCAAUUAACUGAAUCGAUUCUUUGGUUAUCUGAACACCUACUUGUGCAACUGAUCCGUUAGGGUGUUGAUCCGUUAGGGUGUUGAUCCGUUAGGGUGUGGUUGAUCCGUGAUGCCCAUGUCAAGCGCGUUGUAUGUUAUUAUGGCUGUAGUCUACAUAUGGUUCCCAUUAGAUGUAUCUGCGAAACAACAAGGACCCCUUAACAUUACAAUAUUCUCAACCGAUCGUUUAAUCCUGCUUACUUUGAAUUUGCAGUCAUUAUCAUGACCCCUUU